Molecule: messenger RNA, 993 nt
Organism: Parathielavia appendiculata
Lineage: Eukaryota; Fungi; Ascomycota; Sordariomycetes; Sordariales; Chaetomiaceae
Exons: 2
Coding region: 1-993 (330 amino acids)
Biological process (GO): mitotic sister chromatid segregation; kinetochore assembly
Cellular component (GO): nucleus
Source: RefSeq, a predicted model, not a curated record
AUGGACGCGAUUCAUGGCCCAGUUCGCGUGGAUGGCCCUUACGAGGCCGAGCUCGAACGGACCAUGCAGGAGCUUAAAAAGAGGAAGAAAGAGCUGGAGGAUGCGGUGCACGAGUUGAGAGCUUCGGCUGUGGCUUCUGGCGCUGCGCCGUCGCCACAAGACUCGUUGGAGAUCAUGACAAAGGCGUACCUGGACAUGGCUGAGGGAGAGCCACUCCUACCACCGCGAGGGUCGGUACUGCCUGCGCUACUAGCAAUGCGGCGAGCUCAGCAGAUCAUCGCUGAGACUACCGAGUACACCGACUCGCAAUCGGCCUCCUUGGAGCAGGUUAAGCGGAGGACAGAGGCAGAGCAAGUCAGCUUGCGUGAACAGCAAGCACUGCAGGCAGCGCUCAGGAGCCGAAUCCGGGCAUUACGCGAAGGCCUCGAGAACAGAGAGGAGAAGACUGGGGAACAGUUCGCCAAGGAGCGGAUGGCUGAAUUGAGGCACCAAAAAGACCACUGGGACAAGCAGACCUCGAGCCUCAUGAAGGACUUGGACUGGUUCAUUGGCGAGCACCUCGGGCCGAUGCUGGCAGCCGAGGAGUUGGGGGGCCCGGUGGUCGGGGAGUUGAUGGAAAUCGACCCAGACGACCUCAGCGCCGGUUUCACCGCACAAGGCAAAUUGAAGAAGACCAGAGACCAGCCCGACCAAGACGGGCGGCAACGACGGAUUGACGAUAUUUGGGGCCCUCAGGACCAGCAGGGCCAGACAAACAAGAGGAGGCGUGAAGGGGAUGAAGCUGCGGCAGCAAGCGCAGAAAUGCGGGAUCUGAUGGAGCAGCUUAUGAACAAACUGAUGGAGGCAGGGGGCGAGACCUCAGGGUCGUAUGUGGAGAUACCCAGGGAAUCCGCGGCAGCGAGAUUCCUCGUUCGAUCCAAGGUCGCAGUGUUCCAUCCCAAAAAUGCGCGCAGGUUACGGCUCGUCGACUUUGCGCGGGACUUGGAGGACUAG